UCUGCAGGUGUGUCGUUCACAAAGCACCCGUCCAAUCAGACGGUGUCUCAGGGGAACGCAGCGAGGCUGGGCUGUGCCGUCCAGGGAGUGAUGGAGCCCGACAUCGUGUGGAUGAAGGACGGAGAGAAACUGUACAGCACCGACCAGAUGUUCAUCACACUGGGAGAGCAGCACUGGGAGACUUACCACAGUGUGAAGUCGGUCCAGCAGCAGGAUGCGGGUCAGUACUGGUGUGAGGUUGAGUUCCACGGCCUGACGUUCUCCUCUGAGCGAGCCUGGAUCACAGUGGAAGGUGUGCCUCACUUCGUCCAGGAGCCGCAGGAUGUUGCCACGUUCCCCAACGUUCCCUUCAACCUCACCUGUGCUGCCAUCGGCCCCCCCGAGCCCGUGGAGGUGCUGUGGUGGCUCGGGGGGGUCCAGGAGGGAGAGCCACGACCGUCGCCCUCCGUCCUCCACGUCCAAGGCGUGAACAUCAGUGUGAAGUUCUACUGUGAGGCGAAGAACCUCAGAGGGAUUUCUGUGUCUCGGACCGGUACCGUUCACAUCAAAGUGUUGCCGGCGGCUCCGGUCGGGCUGCAGGUCCUGAGGAUGGUGGACAACAAUGUCACGUUGUCAUGGAAACCAGGAUUCACAGGAUACUCUGAGCUGUCCACCUGCGUCCUCCAGGUGUCCAGGCGGUGGGUCCAGAGGUUGGACCUCCCUCAGCAGGAGGUUCUGGUUCCUCCUCACCUUCAGGUUCUGUCCGGUCUGAGGAGUCACUCAAACUACAGCGUCAGAGUGUCGUGUGUUAACGAGGUGGGGGCGUCGCCCUUCUCCCCCUGGCUGCACUUCCAGACACCUGAGGCAGCGCCGUCGGUGGCGCCCAGGAAUCUGACGUUUGAGCUGUCGGAGCAGCAGCUGUCUCUGAACUGGGCCAAGCUGCAGGACGACGAGCUGCACGGCAAACUGUUGGCCUACAAGCUGCAGUGGACUCUGGGAGGAGAACCACAGGAGCCUCUGCUGUUCAAGGAGAACUGGGCCCGGCUGUCCGGAGGAGGGCGGUUCCUUAACACCUCCUUCCAGGUGUCGGCCUGCACCUCGGUGGGCUGUGGACCGUGGACCUCUCCGGUGCUGGUGCUGCCCGCCUCAGUGCAGGCCCAGGUCCAGAGGAGCCACAUGUGGGUCGGCGUGCUGCUCGGUCUGCUCGUGGCCACCGUGAUUGGACUGCUGCUCGCUGUGAUCGCUCACCGCCGCGGGAAAGAGACGCAGUUUGGUUCGGCCUUUAAGCCUCCGGGUCCUGAGAGUUCUGUUUCCUUCACGGCGGCCCGAUCCUUCAACAGGUCGUGUUCUGAUCAGCAGGAGUCAACAUUGGACAGUCUGGGAAUAAACGAUGAGCUGAAGAACAAACUGCAGGACGUCCUGAUCCCAGAGAGGCUGCUCACACUGGGACACAUGCUGGGGAAAGGUGAGUUCGGCUCGGUGCGUGAGGCGCUCAUGAAGAUGGAGGACUCGUCUGUCCAGAAGGUGGCAGUCAAAGUGCUGAAAUCUGACAUCACCUCAUCAGCUGACAUCGAACAAUGUCUGAAGGAAGCAGCUUACAUGAAGGACUUCCACCACCCCAACGUCAUCCAGCUCAUUGGAGUGAGUCUUCACCGGCGUCAUGGCCAGCGGCUGCCGAUCCCGAUGGUGGUUCUUCCAUUCAUGAAACACGGAGACCUGCACACCUUCCUGCUGCUGUCCAGACUGGGAGAACAGCCGUUUGACCUGUCUCUGCAGACUCUGUUACAGUUCAUGUUGGACAUCUCUCGUGGGAUGGAGUACCUGAGCAGCAGGAACAUCAUCCACAGAGACCUCGCUGCACGGAACUGCAUGCUGGACGAGAACAUGACGGUGUGUGUAGCGGACUUCGGUCUGUCUAAGAAGAUCUACAGUGGAGAUUAUUACAGACAAGGCUCAGUGUCCAAACUGCCCGUCAAAUGGAUCGCACUGGAGAGUCUGAGUGACAACGUGUACACCACACAGAGCGACGUGUGGGCGUUUGGCGUGACGAUGUGGGAGAUCAUGACUCGUGGUCAGACGCCGUACCCCGGCGUGGAGAACUCUGAGAUCUACGAGUAUCUGAUCAAAGGAGAGCGACUGAAGAAACCUCCAGACUGCAGAGACGACAUUUAUGACAUCAUGCACAGCUGCUGGAGUCCCGUCCCUAAAUGCCGUCCCAGUUUCCAGCAGCUGGUCGUCCAGCUGGAGGCGCUGUGGCUCAGCCUGUCGCCCGCCGCGCCGCCGAAGGAGCCGUUACUCUAUGUCAACCUGGAGGGGGACGACGGGGCCGCGGGGCCCGACGAGGCCGCGGCGAGCUGGAGCGUCCCCUGGCAGCGCAGGGCGGAGGCCGAGGAGAAUGACUGGCUGAUGGUGGGGUCCGCCGCCGCGCUCGCCAUCGGAGGAGACUACAGGUACAUCAUCGGCCCCUGUGGAGCUCCUGAGGAGGAGCAGGGGGAGGAGGAGGGAGGAGGAGCAGGGAGGAGGGGCGGGUCGAUGGAGGUCCGAGACGAGGAGGACGACAUCAUCAUUAAUGUCUGACCAAUCACAGAGCUCCUCCUCCUCCUCAGCUGAUCAGAGAGAGACGCUCACUUUAUGGCACGGAGCCGCAGCAGGCGGGUGGAGACACACACACACACACACACACACUAGCGUAGCUUCUGUCAGGGUGUCAUGUGACCACACGGACAUGAAGGUGGAUCAUGUGAUGCCGCCAGAGCAGAGUGCUUCCUGUUUGAUCCACCAUGAGUGACUGUGAGGGGUCUCCCUGGAACCGGACCGGACCGGGUCGAGCACAGCCUCGGAGACCGUGACGGCACCGAGCGGAUCUACAGACUUCAUGAUGGAGACAUCGAUCAGCUGAAGCUAAGCUAACAUGCUAACACAGCUAACACUGAGGAGCUAGUGCUAAUGUCGCUAACUGCCGUUAGCUGUACUUCCUGUUUCAUGAGAACUUUAAAGACUCAGUCAGUGAAAUUAUUGAAUCUGUCUCCGUUAAUCGAUCAGUUCUUGUGUUGAUCAGUGUUUCCAUGGUGACGCCCUCAAACGUCGUGCAGUCCUUGAACUGGAGAGGAAGUGAGUUUUUCAAAAUAAAAGCUCUAUUCUGGAGCUAGCUGUAAAUCAUCCCACCCAACCAACACUCGGUGUCAGGUCAACAGACUGAAUGCCGACCAAUCAGAGCCGAGUAUUGAACAGAGCCGUGUGAUAGGUUCAAACCAUUGUUACAGUAUUCAGCCUGUUAACUCGUUAACCAGUGUCUGAUCAGACGAUGUUUAAUCAUCCGAAAUAUUUCAACAGGUCCUUAAACACAACGCGCUGUGUUUAAUGGUCACUCCACCUGUCCCUUACCUGUCCCCCACAUGUCCCUCACCUGUCCCUUACCUGUCCUCCACAUGUCCCUCACCUGUCCUCCACCUGUCUGUCUGAGAGGAUGAAUGAAUCUCAUGUUCUUUUAACGUCCCUGAAUGCAUCGUGUGAAGUGUUCACAUUAUCAACUGACACGGCGGAGCCUGAAGGCAACACGUGUUAUUAUACAGGAAGUGUCAGGUGUGUUUUCAGGUACAUCAGCACAGUUUGGUCCAAUCAGAACAAAGUAAACGAUGACAUCGUUUCAGCAUCACAUGGUUGAAAUAUUUUAAUAUUUGUGUUUCUGCCGGAUCAUCAGACUCAGGUUAAUUUCACCUUUAAUAUUCAUGCAUGUAGAAAAUAUUCAGCUGUCACAUGAUUAAUAAUUAAAUCUAAUUACUGCAGAUGAGUCAUCAGGCGACGAGCAAAGAAAAUCGUCGUUAUUGUUGUUGUGAGUUCUGACAAGCCUUUAAUGAGUCACAUGAUGUCAGUGUUUAUGUCACGUAUGAUCGUCGAACGUCCGUUACACGCCAACAUGUUUGUUUAGAGCAGAACUCACAGCUGAUUGGUCGAAUAAUGAGGUCGCUGCUUUCUGUUUGAAUUUUAAUGUGAAUUUGUUUUUAUGAUCUUUAAUCCAGUUUAACUUAUUUUGUUCUCGUGUUCAUCAAAUACAUGUUACACAUGUUACAUACACUGGGGGGGGGCGGCCUGCUGAACACCACCUUUAACCUGCUGCAUCCACACGCUCCAACCAGAACACAUCCAUGUUUUUAAAGGUUUCAUGGGACCAGACCUGACAGUGAACAUGUAUGUUAUAUUACAUGUAUAUUAGAGUCUAAACAUGUUAGAGUCUAAACGUGUUAGAGUCUAAACAUGUUAGAGUCUAAAUGUGUUAAACAUGUUAGAGUCUAAAUGUGUUAAACGUGUUAGUCUAAACAUGUGUGUUAGAGUCUAAACAUGUUAGAGUCUAAACGUGUUAAACGUGUUAGAGUCUAAACGUGUGUGUUAGAGUCUAAACAUGUGUGUUAGUCUCAACAUGUGUGUUAGUCUCAACAUGUGUGUUAGUCUCAACAUGUGUGUUAGAGUCUCAACAUGUGUGUUAGAGUCUAAGCGUGUGUUAGAGUCUAAGCGUGUGUUAGAGUCUAAACGUGUGUUAGAGUCUAAGCGUGUGUGUUAGAGUCUAAACGUGUGUUAGAGUCUCAACGUGUGUGUUAGUCAUGUAUGUCUAUGUGUAACAUGUAUGUUAGUCAGGUCGUCAUGUGGGAUGUUUUCUUGGUUAACUGUUUUUGCGUGACGCUCUCUGUUUGACUGAUUUUUCUGAGCUCGUCUGUUUGUCGACAUGAACCUGAACUUGAAUAAAGUGUUGUUUGUGUCACA
Molecule: messenger RNA, 4737 nt
Organism: Larimichthys crocea (large yellow croaker)
Lineage: Eukaryota; Metazoa; Chordata; Actinopteri; Sciaenidae
Gene: tyro3
Product: TYRO3 protein tyrosine kinase
Exons: 18
Biological process (GO): cell migration; positive regulation of kinase activity; cell surface receptor protein tyrosine kinase signaling pathway
Cellular component (GO): signaling receptor complex; plasma membrane
Molecular function (GO): ATP binding; protein binding; transmembrane receptor protein tyrosine kinase activity
Source: RefSeq, a predicted model, not a curated record